Molecule: messenger RNA, 5190 nt
Organism: Macrosiphum euphorbiae (potato aphid)
Lineage: Eukaryota; Metazoa; Arthropoda; Insecta; Hemiptera; Aphididae
Source: the annotation of a GenBank genome assembly
AUGCCAACCAAUCCAGAUCCAAAUGAGCUGCGCAAAUGGAAGAGAAAGAUUGAUACACUAUGUGCCAUCAUGGAAGACCAUUUUGCUUUUGCUUCUCAAUACACAAGUGAAUCAAACAAUAUUUCCCAGGUCAAGGUAAGACUUGAGGAAAUUAAUGAAUUUUCUGAGAAAUUUGAAGAAUAUCAAGCUGAGUUAGAAAUGUUAGAGGACAAAAAGGAUGCUGAAUGGAUCAAUGUUCGAAGAUCAUUCCGAAGCCGAUUGUGUGAUGUUAAGGCUGCGUUACUCAAAAUCAUAGAUGAUCAUGUUAUCCAUCCAGACAAUGUAUCUAGUCCAUCAAUGAGCUCAGCCAGAUCUCAACAACAUUUAAAUACAUUCAACUCUAUGAGGUAUCCACCAUGUGCUCUUCCUACAUUCAGUGGUGAUUGGCAGCAGUGGUCAUCCUUUAUAGAUACAUUCAAUUCAAUGUUUCAUAAUGAGCAUUCAAACUUACCGCUAGUUCAACGCUUUCAUUACUUAAGGUCAUGCCUUGCAGGGCAGGCUAGUGAUGUUAUCAAAUCUAUUCCUACUACUGCAGAACACUUUCAAUAUGCUUAUGAUCUGUUGGUAAAUCGGUAUGAAAACAAGAGUGCUAUAAUCCAGUCACACAUUCGCUCACUACUCGAGACACCCAAGGUGGUCUCACCGUCUUGUGGUGAACUGCAAAAGCUGCAUCAUCAUGUCACAUCUAACAUCAAUGCCCUCAAGUCCUUGCAGCAACCAGUCGAACAGUGGGAUGCAUGGUUGGUCACUCUUUUAUGUAGUAAAAUGGAUAGUGCUACAGUAGGGGAGUGGUAUCUACAGUAUAAGAGUAAAGAUCUGCCUUCCUACGUGGCUGUAGAACAAUUUCUAGCUAACAGAAUAACAGCCUAUGAGGCAGGGGAUAUGAAUCGUCUGUCAAGUGAACCAAGAAAAAUGUCAACAAAAAGUUCAAAUAACAAAACAUAUGAAAAAAAGGCAUUGUUUGUAAAAUCUAAAGAAAAAGGUUUUGGCAAAUGUCCGUUAUGUACUGAGCAUCACAAAUUAUAUGCUUGCAGUAAAUUCAACAACAUGAGUACAAAUGAUAGAAGGAACUUUGUGAUGAAAUCAAGGCUUUGUUUCAACUGUCUCAACUUUGGCCAUCAAGUUUCUUCUUGUUAUUUUCCUCCAUGUCCUCGUUGUGGGGAAAAGCAUAAUUCAAAGCUUCAUGAGGAACAAGCAAACACCAGUAAUCAAGAUGCUUCUAUCGCCAAUGAUGUUGACAGACCUGAACCCCAUGCAACAGCUAUGUACACUGAAAUAUCAGCUCAGGAAGCUGAAAAUCUAAAUGUUAUUUUAGCCACUGCCAUUGUCAAUGUAUGCGACACUUUUGGGCGCAUGCAUUCAUGCCGAGCUGUCCUGGACUCUGGUUCUCAAUUAAAUUUCAUUACAAAUUCUUGUGCUAAAAGACUUAACUUGUCUACUGCUUCGCAUACACUUAACAUUGUUGGAGUCUCUGCUAUGGCAUCAACAGCCAAACAACUCCAAGAUACGAUUAUGACCUCACGUUUUGGUGAUUUCAAGACAACUAUCAAGUUCUACUCUCUGCAGACUAUAGUCAGUGCCUUGCCUUCUCAGGUGCUCAUUCGGGACAACUUGAAAAUGCCUCAUAACAUACACAACCAGUUGGCAGAUCCAAACUUCCAUAGUCCUGGUCCUAUAGAUGUGUUAUUAGGUGCUGAUAUAUUCUUUGAUGUACUUUAUGGUGAAAAGUUUCCAUUAUCAAAUUUAGCUUGCUUGCAUCGUACCAAGUUGGGAUGGAUAGUAACAGGCAAAAUCUCAACUUUGUCAACUCCUCAUACAUUACCAAACCUCAUGAUACAGAAUCAAUCUGCAUUAUCGUUCUUCACGUCAAAGACCAAUCAACGUAUUCUUGAAGAGUUCAAAGCCGAAGAGCAUUUUCAAUCAACUUUUCGUCGGCAUUGCAGUGGGAGAUUCAUAGUGAAGCUACCAAUGGCACAAGAUCCCAAGGUACUUGGUGAUUCAUUAGACAUGGCUCAAAAAAGAUUUUUAAAUCUAGAGAGACGACUUCAAAAAGAUAAAGUACUCACUGAACAAUACGAUAAGUUCAUUGCUGAAUAUAUUGCCAUGGGUCAUAUGGAAUUAGCAUCACCGGCCAUUCAUAAGCCUACGUAUUACCUGCCACAUCAUCCAGUGUUUAAGACGGACAGCACCACUACAAAGAUGCGCGUUGUAUUUGAUGGCUCUGCGGCAUCCAAGUCAGGACUGUCACUGAAUGACAUUAUGCUCAGGGGCCCGAAAAUGCAACCAGAUAUUUUUAACAUAUUGUUGCGUUUUCGAUUACAUCGCAUUGCUUUAACUGCUGAUGUGGAAAAAAUGUACCGACAGGUGCUAGUGUCCGAUGAAGACUGUGAUUUGCAGCGCAUUGUAUAUCGUUCGCAACCUGAAGAACCACUAAGGCAUUAUAAACUCAAGACAGUCACAUAUGGAACAAAAUCAGCCUCUUUCCUGGCUACACGCUGUCUCCAUGAGCUUGGUGCGCUCAUUGAAAACACACCCAUAGGUAGAAUCAUAUGUCAGGAUUUCUAUGUAGAUGACCUGAUAAGUGGGGGUGACACUGAUGAAGAAUGUUUUGAUAUCCAUAAACAAGUUCACUCAAUCCUUGGUACUGCUGGAUUUCCGUUGCGUAAAUGGUGUUCAAGUUCGUCAACCCUCCUUAACAGCCUUCCACAUAAUCAGAAGGAUCCAAAUUUUAUGAUAAAUCUUACUGAAACUGAGGUGUUGAGCGCGUUGGGACUUCUUUGGCAACCAUCUAUAGAUAGCUUUCGGUUUGCAAUGAAAAACUGGAAUGCUCCUCAACACAUAAGUAAGCGCACACUCCUAUCAGAUAUAAAUAGUGUCUAUGAUCCGCUUGGACUAUUAUCAUCAGUGUUGAUCAAAGGCAAGAUUUUUAUCCAGCAAGUAUGGAGUCUUAAAGUAGGUUGGGAUGACAUUUUAUCAGAAGAGAUAAGAUCAAAAUGGUUAAAAUUUUAUUCAAGUUUGGUUGCACUCAAUGGAUUGAUUAUACCAAGACUAGCAUUACUACCUGAGUCAGACAGUUAUGAACUUCAUGGUUUCUGCGAUGCAUCCCAACAUGCCUACGGUGCUUGCAUUUACAUUCGAUCCAGUAAGCAAGAUGGUGAUGCUGAAGUUAAAUUGUUUACGGCUAGAUCUCGGGUUGCGCCAAUUAAAACCACCACUAUUCCCCGUCUGGAGUUGUGUGGCGCGUUAUUGCUGUCAGAGUUAGUAAACGAGAUUAAAGAUGAAUUUUCAAAUAUAAACAUUAAAUUGUCUACAGAAAACAUACACCUGUGGACAGAUUCAACUAUUGUUCUUGCAUGGUUAAAUAGUCUAAAACCACUUCAAGUUUAUGUUGCCAACAGAGUUGCCCAAAUCAAUGAGCUCUCAUGUGAAAUUCAAUGGCAUCACACACCCACAGCUGAUAAUCCUGCAGACCUCAUAUCCAGAGGAGUUGAUGUUGGGACUAUGGUCUCAUCCGAGUUAUGGUGGCAAGGGCCAAAGUGGCUCAAGAAGGAAAGGUCCUGUUGGCCUGACACACCAAUUUUGCCAUCGGAGAUACCUGAGAUACGCAAAGUCAAAUUAAUCUUAGCAACCACGAAUAAAGAACCUUUCUGGCUGUUGAAGAAGUGUUCUACGUGGUCCAAAUUGUUAAGAACAACAGCUUUAGUUCAACGUUUUGUUUCUAAUUGCAAAGCCAAACAGUUAAACCAUGAGCGGUGCAAUGGAUUAAUUUCUGUGGAUGAAAUGAAUAAAGCCAGAAAUUUUUGGUUAAUGCAAGCUCAGUCUGAGUCAAUGUCAAACGAAAUAGCAGAUUUGCGUUCUGGUAAGAUGGUCCAUCGUGGAAGUUGUUUAAAAGCCUUAAACCCAUUCAUUGACGAUCAGGGGUUGGUCAGAGUAGGAGGACGGCUUGCUUAUGCUUCUGGCCAAUACAAUACAAAGCAUCCUAUUGUUCUACCGUCAAAAUCAUUGAUUACCAAGCUAAUUUUUAAUUAUGAGCAUAUUCGGCUCAUGCAUGCAGGACCACAGGCAUUGCUCGCCCACGUAACACUGAACUAUUGGCCAAUCCGGGGAAGACAGAUUGCAGCACAAAUCGUCCGAAAAUGUGUAACCUGUUUCCGAGCGAGCCCUCAAUUUACUCCACCAUUAAUGGCGCCUCUGCCCAGCGUACGCGUUACUAUUGCUCGACCAUUUGCCAAUAGUGGAGUAGAUCUGUGUGGCCCAAUAUUCGUUCGCAGUGGGCUGAGAAAGGUAUCACCGACAAAAAGUUAUAUUUGUGUGUUUAUCUGCAUGGUUACUCGUGCCAUCCAUUUAGAAUUAGUGUCAUCACUGUCUACUGAAGAUUUUUUGGCUACACUAUCUCGUUUUAUGUCACGGAGAGGUCAAUGUAUGGACCUCCACAGCGACAACGGCACAAACUUUGUAGGUGCAGACCGUACACUUAAAACAUAUUUCAAGGCAACUGUAAACAGCAAUAAAGUACAUGAUUUUCUUACUAUGCGAGAAAUUAAGUGGCACUUUAUACCACCUGCUUCCCCACACUUUGGAGGGUUGUGGGAGAGUGCAGUCAAGUCAGCUAAAAAGCAUCUUCUCCGAGUGUCAAAGGGAGUGUUGCUAACAUUUGAUGAAACCAGAACUUUACUAUGUCAAAUUGAAGCUGCAUUAAACUCUCGGCCUCUAUCUCCACUUUCAUUAGAUCCAAACGACUUCAAUGCACUUACACCAGGGCACUUCUUAAUUGGUGGUCCACUCAUGCUACCACCUGAGCCCGAUGUAUCAUCCAUACCGCAGAACCGCUUAAAACGAUAUUCACUUAUGAGGCAGCAAAUGCAGCUCUUCUGGAAGCGGUGGUCACAAGAAUAUUUGCCUCAACUCCACCGAAGAGGUAAAUGGACCAAGCCGAAUCGAAAUUUUUGUGUUGGUGAUCUUGCAGUCUUGCGUGACGACAACAUGCCACCCCUUAAAUGGCCAUUAGUCCGCGUAGCAGCAGUUCAUCCUGGGGCUGAUGGUGUUGUUAGGGCGGUGACCGUGCGAAAUUCCACUGGGUCUGAAUUUCGACGUCCAGCAAUCAAGUUAUCCCUACUACCCACCGAAAAGGAUCACGAUGAUGAAGAUUAG